ACUCAAAGAAGUCAUCGUCUUUCUGCCCGCCAGUGAUUCCUCCCCGAACCCGUCCAUCGCCCCGCCAGAAACCAGACUGUUUGUUAGUGCCUUGUCCCGUUUUAUGGAGCAUAACCAGUAAACUCGCCUACACUACACACAUACACCACACACGCAGCCAUGGCGACUCCCACCACCGGCGCCCCCCUGCCCACUGACUCGGAGCAGCUGGGCAGCGUCUCGUUCCGGCUCGAGAACCAGCGGCAGCAGACGCUGCGGCGCGCCGCCUUCCUGUACCUGUCCGGAUCGCGGCGGCACGGCGGCGGCCAGUACAACUACGGCGCCUUUGGCGAGACCGCCAUGGCCCGCCCCAUGCUGCUGGCCGACCUGAGGGCCCUGGCCGAGCUGCUGCAGCAGGCCCGCGACCUGGGCGCCGAUCGCCGCCUGCUUUGGCGCUGUCUGGCCGCCGCCCUCAUCUGCGUGCCGCUCCUGCUGCCGCCUUCGGUGUGGCAACACCCCAUCAUGAAGAACCCGUGGUUCAUCACGGCCGCCGUCAUCGGCUGCAUGGGCGUGCUGGCCCAGCUCGCCGUGCGCGAGCUCCUCCCGCAGGUCGCCAUCCGGCUGGAGAAGGCCGUCGUCCGGCUGGACGAGGUCAUCGUGGCCAACAAGCUCGAGGAGGACCCGGCCGGGACCCUCGAGGGGUGGCAGUGGCAGGCCAUGCGCUACAUCUGAGGCCCGGGCAGGAAAGAACAAAACGAAAACAUGAUCAUGAUGACGGCCUUUUCUUUUAUGUGUGUGUAUGUUUUUUUCCCCCUAGAAUCACGGUGUAUUCGCUACAGAAUGUGUAAACUACCCAGACAUACGAAUUUCCAACGGACAUAGCUUCACUUAGAGCACACCCGCAGUCCCGGGCGGAAGAGGCUCAAUUCGAAGCCGCAGCAAUUCCAGCUCCUGAAGCCGAAAUUUAAGAUACUUGACGGCGGCAGGCGCCGUCUCCACCUCGUUACUGGUGUACAGCUCCCAGAGCUGCUGCCCGCCAGGCCUGAACUCGGGGGUCCCGUCCCCGGCCACGCGGAUCCUAG
Molecule: messenger RNA, 1061 nt
Organism: Gaeumannomyces tritici R3-111a-1
Lineage: Eukaryota; Fungi; Ascomycota; Sordariomycetes; Magnaporthales; Magnaporthaceae
Exons: 2
Coding region: 160-711 (183 amino acids)
Source: RefSeq, a predicted model, not a curated record